UGGCGACCAUUGAAGUUUACGGACUACUUCGGUGGCGAGAUUGAGAAGGAACGUCUGCGCGAUCCAGGAGAAGGUUGGAAAUACGAAGGCAAAUGGGUGCCGGAUAAACACCACAACUAUGGUGACAAAAGCGGAUGGGUUUAUUCGAUUUCGGAAGUAUUCUGGGGAGAACCGGGCACGGUGGACAUUGAACAAAGGCCUGACCACAAAUACCGCCGAAGGUGCAUCAAAAGAACGCGUAAAGCGAUCGACUUCCAAAAUCAGAACUUUGACGCAUACCAGGAGUCAUUGGGCGAUACCAAGGGCCAAGAGAGUGGUGGUACCAUUCCGGUGCAAUGUUUGAUAGAGCUGAAGGCCGAGCGAGGGCAACUUCAUGAGGUGAGCGCGCCUGUCAACCCACUGAAGCAGGCUUACCUCACCGAACGAAGCGCGUGUGCUGAGCUCGAUCAGCUGAAGGAAUCGCGUGCUUGCUACAUCAGUACGGACAGCGACGGGGAAAGAGGGCCUUCCCGCUUCGAGGCCAUAAACGGAUUCGGCAGAUCAGGCGUGUCCCACAACGACUUCCUAAGUCAAUGCCUCUCCCACUCAUCGUACGACAGGUCAAUUGACAGAGGAAUCGUAGUUGUUCCCAAAAAAGUUAAUGGACCUAUUCAAGUUAUGGGUGGCUAUGCUAGAAAAUCAUGGCGAAAGCGCUAG
This is a messenger RNA of Ostertagia ostertagi, 696 nucleotides long. NCBI's taxonomy places the organism in Eukaryota, Metazoa, Nematoda, Chromadorea, Rhabditida, Trichostrongylidae. The record is from the annotation of a GenBank genome assembly.